AUGUCAGUGGAAACGUACAUCAUUUAUCCCAGCAACAAACACAAUCGUCCUUCUCCGCCAUCUAGAGUUGUACUCCACGGCCUCGAUCGAAUCGGUUCACCUAUACAAAUUCGUAAUCAUCGGUUCUUUCAUGCACCUAAAGACGCGAGCGUCAUUACAUUUGACCAACUGGUAGACAGACUCAAAGAUUCACUGGCUGAAGCGCUAGAACUGUAUCCACCUGUUGCUGGUACAAUUGAGAGUGAUGAAAAGAGCGAUAUCUAUAGUUUGAUGGGUUUCGAGUACAAUAAGGGGACUCCGUUCCUCGUCGAAAAGAAAUCAACACUAUACCAAGGGGAUACGGAUGAUAUUGGACCUCGUCAAGAAGUGAUACUUGCUGAAACAGCGAGUGUUCUGGCUGUCAAAGUGACACAGUUUUCAUGCGGCACGAUAGCUGUGGCCUCUUCUUUCAGUCAUCAAGUUACAGAUUUGCGAGGUACACUUGAUUUUCUGGAGCUAUGGGCCCUGAUCCAUAGAGGCGAGCCCAUUGAUUUCAACCACAUUCCUGAUGACUGGACACAUACACCUGGCAGGUUCUUCCAAGGAUUGACUACAACAUCGGCAACCAAAACUCCUUCACCUUUCUUCUUGUUAGACAAACCUGCGCUCGGUCCACCUGCCUAUCUAUCAGUGCCUUCUGUAGUAACAUUUUGGAAGUUUACAAGUAGUGACAUGAAAAGGCUCAAGGAGGAUCUGUCACCCUCAGAUCCCACUAGCUGGAUCUCAUCUGGUGAUGCAUUAGCCUCGUUAGUAUGCGGUGUGAUUACCCGAGCUCGUGAACAUGCAUCAGUGCCUCGAUUAGAAGGAAGAUCGUCUGAGGAAGAGCCUCAUGAACAAGUGGCUAUGGCUGCAGAUGGCCGUGAUAGAGCACCUAAGAACGAUAUGGCUGGAGGUCAUUACUUUGGCAAUUUCAAUCCACUCUGGAACGCUACAAUCUCUCGAUCAGGUCUCUUGGACGCUUCUCCCGCAUCCGCCUCUCGAGUUGCAUUGGCUAUUCGAACUGCCCUGACCAAGGAGCUCUCACCAGAAGCCAUUGGAUACAAGAUCUCCUUCUUUGAGGAUCCCAACAACCAGCAACCUCCGGGUCGUAUCUCUUGGUCUGCCGACCUGAUCUUGACCAAUUGGUGUAAGAAUGAUAUUAAAGGACCCAAAUUAGAUUUUGGAUGGGGUAAACCUUUUCAUGCUACUUCGGGUCGUGGUGGAUCACUGCCUCCUGGCUAUUGUUUGAUGACACAUGAUUAUGGUACGGGAGAUACUACUGUAUUGAUGACAAUCGAGGAGAAGGGCGUGGAUGAACUGAAAUCAGAUAGUUUGCUGAAUCAAUAUGCGACACAAAUCACUGAAUAA
Messenger RNA from Mucor velutinosus, 1386 nucleotides. RefSeq lists its product as uncharacterized. The coding region runs from base 1 to 1386 and encodes 461 amino acids. The transcript is spliced from 2 exons. NCBI's taxonomy places the organism in Eukaryota, Fungi, Mucoromycota, Mucoromycetes, Mucorales, Mucoraceae. Gene Ontology annotation, biological process: secondary metabolite biosynthetic process. The record is from RefSeq and is a predicted model, not a curated record. Gene Ontology annotation, molecular function: acyltransferase activity, transferring groups other than amino-acyl groups.